This is a messenger RNA of Paramecium pentaurelia, 1099 nucleotides long. Lineage: Eukaryota; Ciliophora; Oligohymenophorea; Peniculida; Parameciidae. The record is from the annotation of a GenBank genome assembly.
AUGUAAUAAGCUUGUAAUAACUUUAUUGCAGAUCCCACCGAUACUAGUUUUGGAUUCUAAAUAAAAUGCAAAAAUUGCUAAUUUACUAGAAAAUAACACAUUCAAAGUGAUUUUCUUAUUUUAAUUUAGAUAAUAAUGUUAAGCCAAAUCCAUAACCUAAUAUAGGCACAACAAAUUCUAAGCAAUAAGGCAAACUUGUUAAUUUGGUAGAGAAUGUUGUUCAAAAUCCUUAAAGUUAAGUGGGUAUGUAUGGAUCAUUAAAUUAAUAAAAAGAUAUUUCAACAAUAAAAUCUAAUGAAUAAAAUGAUUUCAAGAAAACAACAAGUUUAAAUUCAAAGUAAGAUGAAAAAGAUGAAUCAGAUUUAAUAACUAAUAAUUAACUAAAAUUUGAGAGAUAAAAUUUAUAGAUAUAUAAUUCAGAAAAAGCUAAUCCACAAGUUUAAGAAUAAGUAAAUAAAGCCAAUCAAUAAAUAAAGGAAUAGAAUUCAUAGGGAUAACCAUUAAAUCCUUCUGUUUAAUAAGAUUCAAAUUCUCCUUAGAAAGUUGAAUAAAUAUAGAAUCAAAACGAAAUCAAACAAAAUGAACCAUAAGAAUAAAAGCCAAAUAUAAUAUAAUCAAAUCCUUUUAUUUAAUAAAAUAAAAAUUCUCCUCAGAAAUUGGAAUAAAAAUCUAAUAUUACUCAGCCAUUUUAAAUUAAACCUUAAGUUUAAUUAAUUAAGGAUUAAUAAGAUUAAUAAUAAACCAUAAAUUAAUCAUAAAACUAACCUUAAACUUAAAUUGAAUAGAAUAUUAAACCAUAAACAAUAAAUCCUUAAAUUAAAAAUGAAUAAACUAUAAAACCUUAAGGUAAUUUAUUAAUUCCAUAGGCCAACUAAAAUACUAAUUAAUCUGUUUAAGUAAGAGUUUAUUUUAUUUAAAGUCAGUAAAAGAGAGAGCAAAAGGAAUGUAAAUCUUUGGAUUUGGAGCUCCUCCUCCAAUUAAAAUAUCUUAAAAAUCAGAUUAGGAAAGGCCACUUGAAUCAUAUUUAAUAGACAGACCAAUUGUAUAAAAUAAAAAACAUCAACGAACCUAAUAAGACUUUUAGAAUAUUCAAAAAUGA